GGUGUCGAUCUGAUCUUUCUUUUCUGACUUCUACCAACCUCAUCUUAUCAUCUUCACAAAAUGGAUAUCUCCUCAAUCCUGCAGGGAGGCUACCAACAUCCAUUGUCUCGUUCAUGGCAGGGCAAGCGCCAGCUCACCAAGUCUAUGUUAAUGUACCCCAUUUUUAUCACUGAUGACCCGGAUGCAAGCGUGGAGAUUAAGUCGCUGCCUGGUCAGCGUCGGUGGGGUGUCAACAAGCUUGAGGAAUUCCUCGGUCCCUUGGUCAAAAAGGGUCUGAAGAGUGUCAUUAUUUUCGGUGUUCCCAUAAAUUGCGUCAAAGAUGAAUUCGGCACACUGGCAGAUGACCCACAGGGACCAGUCAUCCUCGCAAUUAAAAAACUGCGCACACUUUUCCCAGACUUGUACAUCGCUGCAGAUGUAUGCCUGUGCGAGUACACGUCUCAUGGGCACUGUGGACACUUACACCCGGACGGCACAAUCAAUACCGAGCCAUCCGUUAAACGGAUUGCCGAGGUUGCAGUGAACUACGCGAAGGCUGGUGCGCACUGCGUUGCACCGAGCGACAUGAUGGACGGGCGCGUAAAAGCCAUUAAGCGCGGCUUGAUUGAUGCGGGGUUGGGCAACAAGUGUACGCUGAUGAGUUAUUCGGCAAAGUUUGCGAGUUCGCUGUACGGUCCUUUCAGGGAUGCAGCAGGCAGUGCUCCGUCGUUUGGUAACCGCAAAUGCUACCAACUCCCGCCAACUGCUAAGGGCCUCGCCAGACGCGCGAUUAAACGUGACACUGAGGAAGGUGCUGAUAUCAUCAUGGUGAAACCCGCUCUGCCAUACCUCGACAUUAUCGCAGACGCUGCAGAGCUUGCACCAGAUCACCCUCUUGCAUGUUACCAAGUGAGCGGUGAAUUCGCUAUGGUAUGCGCUGGUGCAACAGCCGGAGUGUAUGACCUUCAAACGAUGGCAUUUGAAAGUAUCGAAAGUAUGAUUCGGGCUGGCGCGACACUGAUCUUGACAUACUUCACUCCUCAAUUCUUGGAUUGGCUUGAGGCGUGAAGUUUACGAGUCGAGACUCGAGUGUAAUAAAUAAUUCUUGGUAAUGCUAAUCUUGAUAUAUUGGGGUAUUGUGUAGGUAGAGUAGAGUUAUUUAUUGUGAUGUAUCGUAAUAGAAAACCAAC
This is a messenger RNA of Fomitiporia mediterranea MF3/22, 1169 nucleotides long. Its product is annotated as tetrapyrrole biosynthesis, porphobilinogen synthase. The record is from RefSeq and is a predicted model, not a curated record. Gene Ontology annotation, biological process: heme biosynthetic process. The transcript is spliced from 6 exons. Gene Ontology annotation, cellular component: cytosol. The coding region runs from base 61 to 1047 and encodes 328 amino acids. Lineage: Eukaryota; Fungi; Basidiomycota; Agaricomycetes; Hymenochaetales; Hymenochaetaceae. Gene Ontology annotation, molecular function: porphobilinogen synthase activity; zinc ion binding.